This is a messenger RNA of Solanum verrucosum, 856 nucleotides long. Its product is annotated as glyoxylase I 4-like. The transcript has 3 exons. The coding region runs from base 118 to 654 and encodes 178 amino acids. The record is from RefSeq and is a predicted model, not a curated record. Lineage: Eukaryota; Viridiplantae; Streptophyta; Magnoliopsida; Solanales; Solanaceae.
UCAUCAUUACCAUUACAAAUUUCCGUGACCUAACCUACUCCUAGUUUCUCCUUUAAUCCUCUUUCAGGUCUCUAAUCCAUUUGCUAAUUCUUCGAUUUGAGAAGAAAAAAACGAAAGAUGAAGGGGAAUACUGGAAAUCCACUUGCUUUGACAUCCCUGAAUCAUAUCUCCCUUGUUUGCAGAUCAGUUGAAAAAUCCAUUGAAUUUUACAAGAAUGUUCUUGGUUUUGUGCCUGUAAGGAGGCCUGGAUCAUUCAAUUUCAAUGGCGCUUGGCUGUUUAGCUACGGAAUUGGGAUUCAUCUUCUUCAAUCGGAAGAUCCUGAGGAAAUGCAAAAGAAAACUGAAAUCAAUCCCAAAGACAACCAUAUCUCUUUCCAGUGUGAGAGCAUAGAUGCAGUGGAGAAGAAGCUGACAGAAAUGGGGAUAAAAUACGCGAGGCAUCUGGUUGAAGAAGGAGGAAUAUAUGUUGAUCAAUUGUUUUUCCAUGAUCCAGAUGGAUUCAUGGUUGAGAUUUGUAACUGCGACAACUUGCCAGUGAUUCCCCUGGCUGGCGAAAUGGCUCGAUCAUGCUCAAGGGCUAAUAUUCAAUUGCUUCAACCUCAGCAAACACAGAAACAAUCCGCUGUAGUACAAGUCCCAGUGAUCAAGCCUUAAAAAGGAGUGUAAUGCAUGUUUCAGUGUUCAAAUACUUUGUUAUCUUGUUCAUGUUUAGGAGAAUCAAGAAUGAUUGAUUGAUUACCUGAAAGAUGUUUGUUACUAGUACUAUUUGUUAUUUAGUGAGUGUUCUAUGUAUUUGGGUCUCUUCUUUUCUUAGGUUGUUGGUAAUAAGACAAAUUGCCAAUUGUCCAGAUUUGAA